Molecule: messenger RNA, 3142 nt
Organism: Hyla sarda
Lineage: Eukaryota; Metazoa; Chordata; Amphibia; Anura; Hylidae
Gene: SOX1
Product: SRY-box transcription factor 1
Exons: 1
Coding region: 535-1722 (395 amino acids)
Biological process (GO): regulation of DNA-templated transcription; cell differentiation; anatomical structure morphogenesis
Molecular function (GO): RNA polymerase II cis-regulatory region sequence-specific DNA binding; DNA-binding transcription factor activity, RNA polymerase II-specific
Source: RefSeq, a predicted model, not a curated record
UGGCUGCUGUUCGCUGCCUCUAGUGUCUCAUGCCGCCGGCACACACCACCCUGUCCUGCUGUAUUAUAGAGAGACGGGAGCGCUGAUUCCGGUGCCCCCCUAGUUGGCAUCUUGUGUGCGGAGGACUGUGCCCGGUGCUGUGGAGCUGACUUCACUUUCUCUCUUCAUCCUCCGAGAGACAGACUGACUUGUGGGGUGACCCUGCCAUGUCCUGCACCUGCUGAUGCUUCACCCACAUCCAGGAUACUGACUUGGCCGAGGAGCCUCUUCCGAGCAGGCGAGGAGCUGAGAGCCGCGGAGUGAGUAGAGGUGCGGAGCCUGCUGGGAGCGGAAAGUUCCGCCGUGUCACCUGUUGUGUGAGCGCCGCACAUCACUGGCGAGGAGCAGAAAGUUUUCCCAGAGUUGUCUCUCCGCCCAGAACUGAUGCCCCAGUCCUCUCUGGCACUGUAGACAGCAGUCAGCCGAGGAGCAGAGAGGUGCCACCGCCGCACCGUGUGCCAGUCCUGUGUAGAGAGCCCCCUGACAGCGGUGUGAAUGUACAGCAUGAUGAUGGAGACGGACUUGCACUCCCCCGGGGUUCAGCCCCCCAGUAACACGGGGCAGGCCGGGGGAGGAGGGGGGAACAAGGCCAACCAGGACCGGGUGAAGCGGCCCAUGAACGCCUUCAUGGUGUGGUCCCGGGGGCAGAGAAGGAAGAUGGCGCAAGAGAACCCCAAGAUGCACAACUCGGAGAUCAGUAAGAGGCUGGGGGCAGAGUGGAAAGUCAUGUCCGAGGCGGAGAAGAGGCCCUUCAUAGACGAGGCCAAGAGGCUGAGAGCCCUGCACAUGAAGGAGCACCCGGAUUACAAGUACCGGCCCCGGCGCAAGACCAAGACCCUGCUCAAGAAGGACAAGUACUCUCUGGCCGGGGGGCUGCUGCAUGCCGGAGGGGGGCACAUGGGGGUAGGUCUGAGCCCCGGCGGAGGGGCUGGCGGAGGAGCGGCAGGAGGUGGCGGGACAGGCGGAGUGGUGGUGCAGCGCCUGGAGAGCCCGGGCUCGGGGGCAUCCGCUGGGGCCGGAGGAUACGCUCACAUGAACGGUUGGGCUAAUGGGGCUUACCCGGGCUCUGUGGCUGCCGCGGCGGCUGCUGCCAUGAUGCAGGAGGCUCAACUUGCCUAUAGCCAACAGCAGCAACAGCACCCUGGCAGCGGGGGGCACCACCCUCACCAUCCACACCACCACCCGCACCACCACCCGCACCACAAUCCCCCUCCUCACCCACCGCCACCUCCCCCCCAGCCAAUGCAUCGCUAUGACAUGAGUGCCCUGCAGUACAGCCUGUUACCCGGGGCCCAGAGCUACAUGAGCGCCUCUCCCUCCAGCUAUGGGGCCCUGAGCUACUCUUCUAGCCAGCAGCAGCAUCACCAGGGCUCCCCGUCCUCUGCGGUGUCCUCAGGCUCCCUCAGCGCCCUUGGCUCUUUGGUGAAAUCUGAGCCCAGCGUCAGCCCCCCUGUCAGCGGAGGAGGCUCUCACAGCCGGCCGCCCUGCCCGGGGGAUCUCCGGGAGAUGAUCAGUAUGUACUUACCCAGCGGGGGGGAGGCUGGAGAUCCGGCGGCUGCUGCGGCAGCGGCGGCUGCUGCGGCGGCCGCAGCGGCAAAUAGUAGACUGCACAGUUUACCCCAACACUACCAGGGGGCAGCCAGCACAGGGGUAAACGGCACCAUGCCCCUCACACACAUCUGACAGAGACUUUUAGGGCAGAUUGACUAUAGAAAGGAUGCCCCAGGCACCCCAGGGCAUCUGAUCACCUGCCCCUGGCAUCAAAGGGCACCUGCACCCUCCCUGUGAUCACUGCCCAGAACUUGUCACUUGUUUCCUUUUGUACAGAAAUGUUUUCAUGUUUUGAUGAUUGUAACAUAAUAAUAAUAAUAUUAAUAAUAAUAAUAUGGAAAAGAGGGAAAGUGAAGGUAAUAAUAAUAAUACUUCUGGCCAAUGUAGACGCUUUCCCUGAUAGAUACCUGGUCCGGUGGGUUCUGUACAGUAUUUAUCGGUUCUGUAGCAUAGCAGCGGAUACUUUGCUUUCUGUUCCAUUCAUUUGGCCCCAGGUUUUGCUGUUUUCUUUGGUCCUUCUGAUCUUGUACAUGAUGCGGAUUAUUUAUGGCUCUAGAAUAGCUUCCCCUUUUAUUCGUUUCUUUAUUUUUGUAGCCUUUCUGUAUUUGUUUUCUUCCCCCUAUAUGAUUUCUUGUACAUUGCUGGUGAAGUAUAUUUUUUAUUUUAGCCGGUGCGGAUUCCUAUUAUGUACAUAGUUUAUUAAACGUCUUCUCUGCUUUAAAAAGGAAAACAAAAACAAAGUCAUCAAAAAGGAUGAGGUGAAUUUUAAGCAAAAAUAAAUUUUCAACUGAAAGAGAACGAAAUGUUUUUUUUUUAUUAUUGAAUACAUUUCCUCGGAUAACUAGAAGGAUUCAUGUCAAUUGAUCGGGGUCACAAAUAUUUAAAUAUUUCCAAAUGCCUUGACAUACAUGUGGUGGGAUCUUUUAUGAAUGAAUUGGAAUGAAUGCAUUCUUAUCCUCUUCUCCAUUCUCAGCAAUUAUAAUAAUUGCUUAUAAUGUUCUUGCCAUGUUCUAAAGUUUUAUUAGAAAAAAAUCCUUUAGUUUAUUUAUUUUUUAAUGUUUACUGCUGCACAUGACAUCGGUUAUGUCCUCAUUUCUUGUCGGGCAUGAUCGUUUGUUUUGUGUUUUUCAGGCAGUAUUUCAAAGCUUUUAUUUAAUAAAGACAUCAGAGCCCAGAGAUACUUUGUUUAGAAUUGUGUAAGAAAUCUAAAGGAAUUCCAUCUGUUCCCAUGAUGACUAGAAAAGUCACACAGAUAGUUUAGUGUCUUCAGAUACCCAGGACCGAGCCGAUGAUAUGUCCUUAUAGUCAUUUUCUUCACAGUGCGCUAAAUAUGCUCAGUGCCCAACAAAACCGCUCCAAUCUGUACUGAGCCCAUUGUAAUUACCGCACUAAUGACUGAUCCUUUUGUGUCCUGUUGGCUUUUCUUACGUGCUUCGUUAAACCCAUUUCAGCAUUUUCAUUAAGGCCUCUAUUAAUUUAAUGAUGUCAUAAUUAAGCUCUAUUAAAGCUGAACUUUUACAUGGUCACAUGGCCUUACUUUUUAUAGUUACAC